Epinephelus lanceolatus (giant grouper) is the source of this 2569-nucleotide messenger RNA. NCBI's taxonomy places the organism in Eukaryota, Metazoa, Chordata, Actinopteri, Perciformes, Serranidae. The record is from RefSeq and is a predicted model, not a curated record.
GCACACAUACUCUCUCCCUCCUUCUCACCCUCCUUCUCUACUCUCCUCAUAUCCACCGGCAACUGCGCUGAGAAGCCUCCCUCACCAAGCCUGUGGAUCCCUUCACUUGACUAAUUAGCCUUGAAGUGCUGUUGAAGAUCAUCAUAUUUAGCUUAGCGACCUAGCGGCACAGAGUGCAGACAGAUAUAGACUCAGCUGGCUGGAGGCUGGCUGCCUGGCAGUGGGCAAGCUCUCUAUCUCUCUCUUUAUUCUCACUCAGUGCCGAGGGCUUCUCGGCGGCAGAGCAGCGGAAGUGAGGGGUGGUUUUGCUUUGAAAGAGACGAAAAGGGGGGAAAAGAGAAAGAAGCUGAGCCGAGACCACAACGCGGCCACAGAAUGGGAGUCCGCUGCAGGAGCAAAUCCUCCUAGAGACGGAGGCUCGGAGGAGGCAGCGGUCACUGUGCAGCAGCAGCACUGUUACCAACACACAGAGAUUUAAGAUGAUGAACAGUCAGUUGUCAGCACAGAGGAGGACAGUGAGGAACCUUCCUGGAGACAUCGGCCAGCAGAAGACCAGCACCUACAUCGUGCCCUGCUUCCUCUUUGUGGAGCUGGUCAUCAUGGCAGGGACCGUUCUGUUGGCGUACUACUUUGAGUACACGGACACGUUCCCCGUGCACAUCCAGGGCUUCUUCUGUUUCGACAAAGCCUACUCCAAGCCGUACCCGGGACCAGAGGACAACAGCAAGGCGCCGCCCGUCCUCGUCUACUCCCUUGUCACCGCCAUCCCCACUGUGACGAUUCUGAUCGGGGAAGUGACCAGUUUCUUCGUGAAGACAGAGGGAGCUCAGGAGAAGACCAUAGUGACUGCUGACUGCUGUUAUUUCAACCCUCUCCUCCGAAGGAUCGUACGUUUUCUGGGUGUGUACUCCUUCGGCCUCUUCACCACCACCAUCUUUGCCAAUGCAGGUCAAGUGGUGACAGGAAACCAGACGCCUCACUUCUUGACUGCCUGCAGGCCGAACUACACUGCUCUGGGUUGCCAGUCUCCGCUGCAGUACAUAGCAGAGCGCCGAGCCUGCACAGGAAACCCAUACCUGGUGGCGUCCGCCCGCAAAUCCUUCCCCUCCAAAGACGCAGCGCUCAGCUUUUAUUCAGCCAUCUACACAGUGAUGUACGUGACCCUGGUGUUCAGGACCAAGGGGACCCGUCUGACCAAGCCCACCUUGUGCCUGGUGCUGUUGUCUCUGGCCGUGCUGGUGGGGGUGGUGAGAGUGACUGAACACAGAAACCACUGGAAUGAUGUCCUGGCUGGGUUUGUCACCGGAGGGGCCAUUGCUGCAUUCUUGGUGUCAUGUGUGAUCAACAAUUUCCAGCAAACCCAGAGAGCGAUGGCGAUGGCGACUUCUCCACCUCCACAGCGCCCAGAGCCCCCAAUUGGGCUUCCUCUCCUCAGUCUGCCCCGUGUGGAGAGUCCACUCGAAAAGUUAAGUGGCCUCCAGGCUCCAGGGCUACCGUAUUCUGAGAUCACAUGACCAUCAGCCAAUCCCGUCCCCCGCCCCUCCCGAUGUGCUCCUCCCCUCACGGCGUUGCCUCACCAGCGCAGUCUAGACCUGCCCACUGAAUGCCCCCCACCCUGCCCUGCCCACCCCGCUGGACGACAUCCUCUCAGACGAGUCAAAUCCACGCAGGUCUGAAGCUCCACCAAUCACAGGAGGCAGAAUAGCGACACAUGCACACGGCAAGCAUGGCUGAAACCUGUCAUCCGCUAAGGACCAAUAGGACAUGGAUACAUGUCUCUCUGUCCUGCUCUGUCCUGUUCGUCCUCCAAGAUGGCCUCCUUUUUCUUUCAGGUGUGAAAGAAUCGCCAAAGCCAGAGCUGUUGAAGCAAUACUGUGUCCUAUUUCCUUGUCCUGUUUUCCACAAAGACCCAACAGUGACUCUAAAGACUGUUGGCUGGUGAUGACUUGAUAAAACACUUUGGUUUGGGGAUCAAAGAAAAUUCCAGUCACCGAUGGAUUGUCCUCAACAGACCAUUUUGCAACACUCAGGACAAUACAGUGGAAAAAAGGACAAGAUUAUAAACAGAGACCUUUAUGUAAUCAGGUACCAUCUAGUAUUAUGGUACAGAGUUUUUAUUUCUGUCCUCGAAACUAACAAGAGAUGUGAUCAAAGAGGAAAGCACCUUUGUAAAUUAUAGCACAGAUGAACCAACCUCGUGUUCAGUAAACUGUGUUGUAUCUUAUUUGUUUUGGGGGAUGUGGGUUUGAUCUCUUGCUGUAUAUUGUGUGAAGUGACAGAAGAGAGAUUUAUACCCGCUAGAGCUGUGCUUGUGAUACCACAUUUGUUUUUGGGGCAUCAGUUAAUUCUUUCCUGAGGUGAACUAGAUUACCAUCGACUUUCCAAAUAUCUCUUAUCUACUUGCUAUUCAGGUGUGUGUUUCUAAAUGUCUGUAGGUUCUACGUCCAUGCUGUGAAAUAUCUGGAGGGUUUUAUCAUUUGACCUACUGCCUAUUCUCAUGUGGAGUUCUUUGUUAGUGUUAGUUUGGAUAAAUGUCUCAUUUUCUUUUUCCCAUACCCCAUUUAACAGU